Mercurialis annua (annual mercury) is the source of this 2531-nucleotide messenger RNA. RefSeq lists its product as uncharacterized. Bases 1552 to 2235 code for a protein of 227 amino acids. The record is from RefSeq and is a predicted model, not a curated record. NCBI's taxonomy places the organism in Eukaryota, Viridiplantae, Streptophyta, Magnoliopsida, Malpighiales, Euphorbiaceae. The transcript has 2 exons.
GUUUAUGAAUGACAAAAUUACAUUUGCAGACUAGCAUUGUUUUUUCUCAAUUCAAAUGGUUAAAUACUAUGGCUUGAAUUGUGAAUGAUUUGUAAAUACUAUGGAUUGAAUUGUGAAUAAUUUGUAGCUUAUAUAGUGCCUUCAAAUUUCCAGUUCUUUUAACAUUUGUUUUCUAUAGAGGUAUCUUUCAUUCUUUAUCCAAAGGAAAUUUUCUUCUUGGAGUUUAGAAACUUCUGACAGAUCAAUGUGCAGAAUCAAGCUUGAUCUGCACAAAUGUGUUGUUAUUAGUGAAGAUAACAAGUAGGUGUAGGCCCUGUAAAGUGUAAUCUGAUUCAAAUGUGGUGUCCUGUUCAGUGUCAAAAACUUUUUUUGUAGCGUCUAGCUAUGAGAAGCUUUUGAUAUUCAGAAUUAUUCUUUUAAAAAGUGAAUUGGGUGACUUGCGAAAUUUCGGCAAAUCUAUCGGAAAAAAUGACUCAGAACAAAAUUGCACAGCUCAUUUUUCCAUUUUUAUGUAUAGGUUUUAAUAUCAGAAUUUAGAUGCAGCUCCUGUGUUGCUACCUGCAUUGAUUCCAAUUGCUUCUCGACAUUUUUAUUUCCAUUUUCUUAUUUCAUCAGAAUUUUACUUCUGGAUAGAGAUUAUGUAUAUCUAUCUGUUGCAUAAGUUUGAUUAUUAAAUACAGAACAGGUUAGGGAUUGAUAUUAUAUUUAGGCUCCAAUUGAUUCAUAGAGAAAAUAAUGGUUUCAUUGACUAAUAAUCCUAAGUGCUCUAAACACCAAAAAGAAACAAACUGAAAGAUUUUAUGCACAAAACAAAACCUUAGUGGCAAGUGGCUGCGCUUAAUUAUCCACACUUUUGUUGGUAUGUGUAGUAAUACUAAAUAAAUGGAAUUCGUAGUCAAAUAAGGGUAUGAUAACUUGGAGUUUUGGAGAUAUUUUAAGGUUUCUAACAGCCCUGUCCUUAGAGGGAGUUCUAGGAUAAUUGAAACAUAAAUAGGUAAUACACUUCUUGAUCACCAUUCCUAAAAUCAUAUUCUUUAUGAUGUUGUAACAUAAUUCUUAUAGUGAGUUAUGUUGUCUAGACAAACUUUCGUUGUUUUCAUAUGCAAGCUUUAGUUGUAAAUUUCCAAUAUUGCUAAUAUUUUCAUCACAUGCUUGUUCAUUUUUCGUUGCUAUACAUAAAAAACUUCAUCUAUUGGAGGAUGGAAUAGGGAAGAAUUUAUAAGAUAUAGUGUAGCAAAAGUAAACUUUAUGAAGUUUCAAUAACCAACGGUUGUAAAGUUCUCUCGUCAAUGAGGAUAUUUAAGUAAACUGGGACUCGUAAAGUAUAUAUGGAAACCAAUACAAACAAAAUUCUAGAAAUGUCUUUCCGGUCGCUUAUUUAUCUUGUUCCAUUUGUCGCCUGAUUGAUCCUGAUAGAAUAGACCUUCUAUAUUCCUGUGGUCACCAUGAUAUUGUGGACCAGUUUAAGACACAAAUCAUAUAAAUCCUUCCUGUCCAAAAAUAUAUAGGGUUUUAGUUCUCCAUAAUCCUCUCAUUGAUAAACAACAACCCAUGGAAUUCUCUAACAAACAGUCGAUAGAACUCUCACAACCUCUGGCCAUUGAGAGUUUUUCGCUUAGCUGGUUAACAAACAUGAAUUCUCCCUUAGAUGUCCUCGAGGAUCCUCUCAGAGCAUCUAUCGAUAGAUCUCUGAAAGAAGUGCAUAACUUCAAUUUUGAUGUUCCUGAUUCUAAAUACUUAGAACCUUUUGUUCAUGCUGAUCAGCUGUUUUCUGAUGGAUACAUCAAUACUGUCUUUAUCGACCACACGAAGAUAGAGGCGACUGAACCUCUCGGUUUAAUCCCUACAGCUUGUUCUUCAUUUUCUUCUAGAACUGUUGUUUCAUCCGUUCAUAUUGAGCGUCAUAUUUUAAAACGAUGGAUAAAUUCAUCAGACAGAAUCUUGCAGAAGUGUUUCGGAUAUAUCAGACCUCUUUGCCGAAAAAUUACUGGCACUAGAAAAAGUACAAAUGCUGAAGAUAGAAGACCAAGGCGAGUUAAGAUCUGGAGAAAAUUGCCAUGUACUGGCGCAAGAAGAAGUACGAGAGUCGAUGAUAUUGAUAGAAGAGCAAGAAAAAGUUGGAGCAAUUUGCCGCAAGCAUCUCCAUACAUAGCCUAUUCAACAAACAACUGGUGUGAUAUUGAGAGCCCAAUUGAUGAGGCAGUUCUUCAUUGCAAAAGAUCAACAGAUAAAUGAAUUUCUUUUUCUCUUACGAUACUGAAGUUGGAGACAAGUUGUGGCAAGAGAAUCAACACUGGCUUGUACAUGUUCAUUUGUCUGGUGAGUAAGCCGAAGUUUCUUUGUUGCCCAACUGCGGAAAGUUUACCAUUUAAAUCAUAUAGGGCAAUUAUUGUUCUAAAUAUAUAUUUGGUUAUAUAUAUUUAUUAUUUUUCAAUAUUGUAAACUAAAAAGUAAAUAAAUUCCUGUUUGUCUUCUUCAUUUGGUAUGUAUGGUUUAAGAAAUUUAUGAAAAUUUCAUACCUUUCCACCUGA